Molecule: messenger RNA, 398 nt
Organism: Diabrotica balteata
Lineage: Eukaryota; Metazoa; Arthropoda; Insecta; Coleoptera; Chrysomelidae
Source: the annotation of a GenBank genome assembly
AUGUCAGUUGUAAUGUUUUUGCAUGCCUGAUUGACUACAAGAAGACUUUCGAUAGAGUCAGGUAUGAACAAAUGAUGGAAGUGCUGAAGAGGAUAGGGAUUGAUGGAAAAGACUUAAAAAUUAAAGCUAAUCUGUAUUGUAAUCAAUCAGCGGUACUUCCAAUAGAUGGAGAAUAUACAGAACAGGUAAAAAUCUUAAGAGGAGUGAGAGAGGUGUGCAUAAUUUCACCACAGAUAUUCAAUCUGUACUCGGAGCACAUUUUUGAAGAGGCCAUAAAAGAUAUUGAUGAAGACAUCUCAAUAAAUGGAGUCAAGCUUAAUAAUCUGCGAAGAAUGCAGAUAAUACAAUAGUGAUUUCCAAUACCAUAGAAGGGCUGCAAAACUUAAUUAACCAAAUUA